Messenger RNA from Alosa sapidissima (American shad), 3384 nucleotides. RefSeq names its product synaptotagmin-like 1 (gene sytl1). Gene Ontology annotation, molecular function: neurexin family protein binding; small GTPase binding. Gene Ontology annotation, biological process: intracellular protein transport; exocytosis. Bases 494 to 2074 code for a protein of 526 amino acids. The record is from RefSeq and is a predicted model, not a curated record. Gene Ontology annotation, cellular component: plasma membrane; exocytic vesicle. Lineage: Eukaryota; Metazoa; Chordata; Actinopteri; Clupeiformes; Clupeidae. The transcript has 16 exons.
AACAUCAACGAGGCCGGACACCUGGACACUGUGAAAUAGGCUUAUUCUUGAUAGUGAAUUUUGGAGAGCUAGCUAGAUUGGUUCGAUCUUGAAAAAGGAAAAUACAGUGUCACAUGUCAGUUAACAUUCUGUGUGUGUGUGUGCGUGAAUGUGCAUAUUUGUGUCUUUGUAAGUGUAUUUAGUGGGUGAGGACAGAUAACAGUUGACAGUCCCUGGUUACACCCAUUUCUAAAGCCGGACCUGAAUAUCCGUGGUGUUGGUGGGGUGUGGUUUAAAGCACUCUCUUGCACAUCCCUAUCCAAGUCUGUGCAGUGAUCCAGUUCUUGUUUUCAAAUCCUCCGGGUGGGUGGAUGAGGAGAAUGGGCUAAUCAGGCAGAAAGCAAACCUUAACUCUGGGGAGACCGGCAGCAAGACACGGAAAGCAACAGACUGGAAAAGCAAGCUGGGAAGCAAAGUGGCCAACUUUCUGGUUGGUUGUGAUGAUGAAUGCAAGAUGGAGGUUGAAUUGGGGGAGUUGACAGAUGAGGAGGCAGCAGUCAUCUUGGAUGUUUUGGAAAGAGACAAGGAGUUGCAGAAACAGGAGGAGAGGAGACUAUGCCAACUGGAAAAGACAGAAUGUGACCCACUGCGUCUGCGCCAGCUUUCGGGCACAUGGUUUACUGAGGAGAGGGACAGGAGACACCAGAGAGGUGGAGUCGACAUAGUACAUUCCUCCAUCCGCCAAAAGAGAUGUGUCAAAGACAUUCCUCUGACGACUGUUUUUGAGAAGCAGACAGACAUUGAAUGUAAGCAGACAGCUGAAGAGGAUGACGAUGACCGAGAUGAGAAGGAGGAAGAGGAUCAUGAAAAGGGUUCCCAGACCAGGGUGCCUCCCACACCUCGCCCAAGAAUCAGAACACCUCUGCAGCUCGGUGUCAAUUGUAAAGAUGAGCAUGAAAAGAAUUCAGAAAACAAAGUCUCCACACAUGGUGAUGUGUCUCCAUUAGGAAGAGAUGUGGAGGAGAAAGCUGAGGAGAGUAUCUCUGACCCGACGCCCUCCUCACUGCAGGACACAGACUCUAUCAGCAUUUUGGAACUUGAUCCAAUCAGAAUUGGCUCAACCAGCAGUUUGCAGUACAAUACUACGUGGAAUGGCAGUGUGACAAGUUUGAUGAGUGUUGGGGAAAUUGGGGAUGCGGUUGUGAGUGGACGAAUCCAGUUCUCUCUGCAAUACCACCACCACAAGGAGGAGCUUGUAGUGUAUGUGUAUCGCUGUCAGGAUCUUGCACAAGCCCGCAGAAACCGCACAAACCCGUAUGUAAAGGUCUAUCUACUGCCAGAUAUGUCCAGUCAGAGUAAAAGGAAGACAUCCGUGAAGAAGAAAACGGUCAACCCAAUUUACAAUGAGAUCUUCACAUAUAAGGUGGCUGACAUCAGGGGUCGUGUUUUGUCGCUGUCCGUGUGGCAUACUGAAGCUUUGAGGGCCAAUGUGUUCCUGGGGGCAGUGGAGGCCCAACUAAACCAGUGGGACUGGGACAAGAGCCAACCCUGCUGGCACUCCCUGCAGCCCCGAUUCCUCAUGGAUCCUGCCAUGGGAACUACCACAGGGACCAUACUGCUCUCAAUGAAGUUCGUACCACCUGGCGCCGAAGGCUCUGGCCUGCCCCCUACAGGAGAGUUGCACAUCUGGCUUAGGGAAGCUGCGGUCAUCUCUUCAAAACAGAGAGUUCCCAGCACAUUUGUGAAAAGCUGUGUGUUACCAGAUGAGAACCGGUCUAGUGGCCAGAGGACUCGCGUGGUCAGACGGUCAGCUUCUCCGGUGUUCAACCACACCAUGGUGUACGAUGGCAUCCACGCAUCUGACCUGACACACAUCUGUGUGGAGAUGACUGUGUGGGACAAACACGCACUCGCCGCACAUUGUUUGGGAGGAGUGAGGUUCAGCACAGGCGCAGGUGUCAGCUAUGAUCAGACAGUCCUAUGGAUGGACUCCUCAGAGGAAGAGCAGAAAGUGUGGAUGGCAGUCAUGAACAAUCACAACCGCUGGGUAGAGACUGCUCUCCCACUAAGAACUGAACUACAACCCUACACCUGAAUCUAAUUCUUAGGCUUAAUUCGCUUACUUGCACUUAGAACUUUAAAUGCCAGUGUUAUUUGUACCACUUGUGUGAAGUAUAAGGGGGGGGGGGCAGACAUGUGAAGUUAAAGAAUUUGGUAGGUGAAUAGAGUAAGGUGUCAACCUCUCUUCUGUAACACUGAAAUGCUGUUUCACAAGGAUGCCAGUACAGGAAGUGGGCGCAGAUGCCACUACAGGAAGAAGACCAGGCACUGCCAUAAAGAAUUAGGUGCAGAUAUGUAUGAGUUGCUCGUAUUGCUUUGUAGAAUUAAUCUCUGAAUGAUGUGUGAUUGCUGCUGUACAACUACCGCACAAAGAAUUUGGGGCUCGUUGUCUUCACUCGAUUUUUGCCACACAUGCACAUCGCAUGCACAUGUGCAACCAUACGGUUGAGUCACAAACAUGCACACACACAUGUGCAACCAUACGAUUGAGUCACAAACAUGCACACACACAUGUGCAACCAUAUGGUUGAGUCACAUUAGCACAUAUAUGUGCACGUUGAGUCACAUUAGCACAUAUGUUUGCACAUUAAUGUGACUCAACCGUACCAACCGUAUCUCCUGGAUCAGACUUACUAACUUAACUUCUGGCUAUGUCUUAGUUAUUUGCCCGACAGCUUAGACCUAAGGUGGACGAGUACAAGCUUGCUAAUGCUUAUUUACAAUUAUAAGAAUUAAACAUUUUUAAACAUACCUGCGAAAAAUGCUCACAUGUCAUUUCACAGAUUUUCUUUUUAAUCCUCUCAGCUCUUGUUCCAUUUUGAGGUCAUUUCUGUUAUAGCCAGUAGUUAGUCCAGUGUUACAAUCAGCUAAUGAAGCUUGUCAGGCUCAAUCAACACAAAGCAGGGAGAUGUUGGAGGGGGGCACCACAAUCUUUGAUUUUGUCAUUUUAGGAAAAUAUACUGUGUGCUGUGUAGUUUACUGAUUGAUUGAGUAAAAAGUGAUUAAAAUGAACAAAACUACUGUUAUUGGUUCCCUAAGCACAGAAUGUGAUGUUGUAUGCAUACCACCUCUGUCACGCCACCUUUUCUGGUGUUAUGACACCUAGGAAACCUUGGAUGAAUUGACUGAUUUCAAGGGGCCUGCACUGACAGCACAACAUAAUGACCAAUAUCAUUGGGGGGAGGAGGGUAUAUUAGUUCAGAUGGCCCACAUUUUCUAGCAACUCCCCUGCAUAAAUGUAAUCUGCUUUUUUCAGGAGGGAGGGCAAUGACUUUUAGUUUACAUUUGGAUUUUGUUGGAUUGUUUUGUUUUUGUUUUGUCUCGAUUUAAACCCUGUAUAUUAUC